AUAUAGAAGUAAAUCCCUUCAUCCUUUUUUUUUUCUCAGCUCCUCCUCUCCUUUAUUUGCCUUGCUCUCUCUGCAACUCUCCUUGUGGAUGUGUGAUUCUCCACCAGUACUAUCAGUCUUUUGCUCAAAAGGAAAUCACACUUAAAAGGUUGAAGAGGAAGCACAAAGCUAUAGCUAGCUUGUUGGCCAACCAUGGUUUUCUCUUCUCUUCCUCUCUAUCUAGAUCCACCCAAUUCGAACCAGCAGCAAACACAACGACAGCAAAUUCAUCUGUUAGGGGGCGGUGGAGAGUCUAUCUCCCGCCUGCCGCUUCCAGAGGGCUUGGUCCUGGCAGCCGGAUCGAUCCGGCCGCCCGGGUCCAUGCCGGACCAAGCCCGGCUGGCGAAGAUCCCGCAGCCGGAGCCAGGGCUAAAGUGUCCGCGGUGCGAUUCCAGUCACACCAAAUUCUGCUACUUCAACAACUACUCACUCUCGCAGCCGCGCCACUUCUGCAAGACCUGCCGCCGUUACUGGACGCGCGGCGGCGCCCUCCGAAACAUCCCCGUCGGUGGGGGAUGCCGCCGCAACAAGCGCACAAAGCCCUCCUCCACAGCUACUAAUUCAACCAAGUCAUCCACCGCCGCCGCGGCCAUCCAUUUUGUGGCCUCCUCCUCCACGGCCACCCCCACAGAGCAUCAGCUUCCGUUCAUGUCGUCGUUGCACCCUCUUCCUGACUUUGGUGGCUUCGGAGCCAGUGCCGAACCGCCGGCGAACACAUUGGAUUACCAGUUUGCUACUGCUGCUGAGAAUUUGAGGCUGAAGCAGCUGCCUCAGCUCCCUUUGCUAGGAGGAGGGCAGCUGGAUCAUGCACUGCAACCGCCGCCAGAUCCAGUGCCGGCUGUCUACUCUUUGGAAGGCAGCGGCGGCAGCACGUUCUUAGCCGGAUUGUUUGCGGGACCGUCAGCAGUAAAAAUGGACGACAAGAACAACAACCAACAAAUCUUUACAAAUCUAGCGACAAUGCAGUAUCUCAGCGUUUCGCGCAAUGAUCAAUUAUUUUGGAGCGGAAGUGGUAGCCGCGCCGGUGGCAGAGGGAGUACCAGUAGUGGUAGCGCUGGCGGCGGUGGAUGGCCUUUGGAUCUAUCUGGAUUCAACGACUCUUCCCCGGGCAAUAUAAUCUGAUCAUGAUAACAGAUUAUGAUAUUGAUUAAGUCGUAGAAGCUUAGUUUUUUAGCAAUGGCUUCGAAGAACAUGGAUCUAUAUCUUAUUAAGAAGAAUUAAGAAGUUUAGUUAACUUGUGAUCUAUUGCGAAUUACUACAAGGAUCGAGCCUAAGAAAUGUAGUUAGGUUAAUUUCAGCUCGGUUAAUUAAUUUCGGGUUUCUAUUUGGGUCGGUGUGUAGUAUGCUAUGUAUUUUAGUUUCAUAGAGUGGAAUUCUGUAAAUUAAUGCAUGUGCAUGGGAUUAAUUUGGUUGGAUCAUUUGUAAUUAUGUUCU
This is a messenger RNA of Zingiber officinale, 1473 nucleotides long. Its product is annotated as dof zinc finger protein DOF3.6-like. Gene Ontology annotation, molecular function: DNA binding; DNA-binding transcription factor activity. Bases 193 to 1161 code for a protein of 322 amino acids. Gene Ontology annotation, biological process: regulation of DNA-templated transcription. The record is from RefSeq and is a predicted model, not a curated record. Lineage: Eukaryota; Viridiplantae; Streptophyta; Magnoliopsida; Zingiberales; Zingiberaceae. The transcript is spliced from 2 exons.